UUCCCUGAUACACUGAUAACUACAGCAGCAUUAUCAAACACUAUCUUUGCUCCCAUUUCCACAAGAAAACAUUAAAUGCGUCAUUUAUUGAAAUAAUAGAGGAUAAAUAUCAUAAUGCUCGCGGAUUCCUUGUUUGCAAGUUUAAAUUCGCGGAUAUUGCAAAAUGAAUUUAGUUUUCAUAGGUGUUCUUCUGUUUUCUUCGUGUUUUGAGUUUAGUUUUUGUAGCGACGUGUGCCCGAAGCAAUGUGACUGUGAUACGGACAAGGGAUUGAACAGAGCUGUGUGUGUUGAUCAAAACAUAGUGACUGUGGAUAUAGGAGUGCCUAAACAGGUGCAAGUUUAUAGUCUGAACAAUAACGGCAUAACUGAACUGGAUAACUUCUGCUUUAAGGAAUCCGGCUACACAUCAAUAAUAAUUUUAAACCUAUCUUAUAAUUUAAUAUUUUGGGUCGGAAUACAUGCUUUUUCUGGGUUGACAAGUUUAACCCACCUAAACCUGAGCAACAAUAGACUGAGGUUCUUGCCUUCUGACCUCUUCUGGGACACACCACGGCUGGAGUCACUGGACUUGUCUGGAAAUGUGUUUGAGUCACUGAAAAAUGAGCCAUUUAUAUAUCACAUGCAUUUGCAGGUCUUAAAUCUCAACAACUGCCGCAUAAAAUCCUUGCCACCCAGGCUCUUCAAUAAUCUUCCUAAUCUUAGGAAAUUAGAUUUGAGUGAAAAUUACAUGAUAACCCUAAACACCGAUGUUUUGAAGCCAAUGCCUAAACUCAACAGACUCGAAUUAGAGAGUGAGUACUGGCAAUGCAAUAAGGACUUUAUUGCAGUUGAAGAUUGGAUCUCUAAUCACGGCAUCACUUACGACAAAAUAUGUAAGAAGAGGCAGGGUAAAAUGUCGGAGAAAAUGAUUGUAAUGGCGCCGAUGCCACGGAAAGAGGUCGAUAUCGAUACAGUGUGGAACGUGACUGAGAUAGACGACGUAACCACCGCAAAACUACCAACGAAGAAGCUGACGCCACUACAGAAAUUCGACCAGGAUUUUCCAGCUUUGCAAGCGCUUAUAAUCGGGCUGGAGUUGGGUUUAGCGAUAGGUAUAGUGGGGACUUACAUCUGGCUUCGUUCUUUAUGUAAGUGCAGGAGACUGGUAUGCUGGUCUACUCCGUCUCGGCGGGAGCGGCGGCGCGCGGCGCGGCUGGCAGAUAGCGACAUGAGCACCAGUCUACUGUGGACCACCGUCCUCAACACUGACACUCCGCCGACGCUACGACGGGAGCUCUCCCUCCCUGAUAGGGCUCCACCGUUCCCCGCGUACGGCCUGCCGGGGCUCGCGCGGCACCUGGGACCCGUCAUGGCGUACCACGAGGAUGAUAGGGCCGAGACCCCGCCCCCGGCUUAUACUGACUGCAGGAUCAAUGUAUGAAGGGGGUAGGAAAGUAUCUUGUGAUAAUUUAUGAAUUUAAAAUGAAUAUUUUGGGCGUGCCGCUGAUAACUGUGGUGAUUGGCGGGGUUCAUGAAGUGAUUUGAUGAAGAAUUUUAAACAAUAAUUUGGUAUUACAGAACUCGUUUAUUAGUUACUGUUUUCAUAAAUACAUUCAUUUAUCACAUUGGAUCUUAUUUACUGAUAUAGUACGACGUCAAUUAUAUAAAAAUAUAUACUUAAUCAGACUCAUGUAGCAGUAUAAAAUUCUCUUAUGACUAAGUUCGUAGAUGGGUAACUAAAUAAUAUAUAAUUUGUAUAAAGUAAUAACACAACCCCAUGGCAAAUAGAUAUUCGAUAUGGCAAUUUGUUUUAUAAAUAAAUUUAUUAAAUCUAAA
Plutella xylostella (diamondback moth) is the source of this 1815-nucleotide messenger RNA. RefSeq lists its product as uncharacterized. The record is from RefSeq and is a predicted model, not a curated record. Lineage: Eukaryota; Metazoa; Arthropoda; Insecta; Lepidoptera; Plutellidae. Gene Ontology annotation, cellular component: plasma membrane. Gene Ontology annotation, molecular function: protein binding.